Oryctolagus cuniculus (rabbit) is the source of this 3838-nucleotide messenger RNA. It is a transcript of the gene AADAT, whose product is annotated as aminoadipate aminotransferase. The record is from RefSeq and is a predicted model, not a curated record. Gene Ontology annotation, molecular function: pyridoxal phosphate binding; L-kynurenine:2-oxoglutarate transaminase activity. Gene Ontology annotation, biological process: biosynthetic process. Lineage: Eukaryota; Metazoa; Chordata; Mammalia; Lagomorpha; Leporidae.
CUUUGCGCUCCUGCCACCGGCCCCAGGCCAGGUUCGCCGCGGAGCCUAGGCGGUGCUGUGCGGACGCUGCGGGUAACAGCCAGUGGCCGGAGUGAGCGCUGAGACGGAGGACUUGACCGGGCUCUUUGGUUUCCUAGUUAUCCACAACUGAAGCCGGAGCUCGCUGCUUGGCUGUACCAGGCAUGAACUACGCACGGUUCAUCACGGCCACGAGUGCGGCCAGGCGGCCUUCUCCCAUCCGAACCACGGCUGAUGUAAUAGCCAAGGCAACAAAAUCACUCAUCUCCUUGGCUCCUGGAUACCCAAAUCCAAGCACGUUCCCCUUUAAGAGCGCUGUUAUCACUGUAGAAAAUGGAAUGACCAUCCAAUUUGGAGAAGAGAUGAUGAAGAGAGCACUUCAGUAUUCUCCAAGUGCUGGAAUUCCAGAGCUUUUGUCCUGGCUAAAACAAUUCCAAGUUAAAUUGCACAGUCCUCCCACCAUCCACUAUCCACCUGAUCAAGGACAGAUGGAUAUCUGUGUUACAUCUGGUAGCCAAGAUGGGCUUUGUAAGGUAUUUGAAAUGAUCAUUAACCCUGGAGAUAAUAUCCUCCUAAAUGAACCUAUUUAUGCAGGAACACUUCAAGCUCUGCAGCCCCUGGGCUGCAACAUGAUUAAUGUUGCCAGUGAUGAAUACGGGAUCAUCCCAGACUCCCUCAGAGAAGUCCUUUCCAGAUGGGAACCGGAAGAUUCAAAGGACCCUAAGAAGAACACUCCCAAGUUCCUUUAUACGGUCCCAAAUGGCAACAACCCUGCUGGAAACUCAUUAACAAGUGACCGCAAAAAGGAAAUCUAUGAGCUCGCAAGAAAAUAUGAUUUCCUCAUAAUAGAAGAUGAUCCUUACUAUUUUCUCCAGUUCAACAAGUCCCGGGCACCAACAUUUCUUUCCAUGGAUGUUGAUGGGCGUGUCAUCAGAGCUGAUUCUUUAUCAAAAGUCCUGUCCUCUGGGUUGAGAGUAGGGUUUCUAACUGGCCCCAAACCCUUGAUUGAAAGAGUUGUUUUACACACCCAAGUGUCGUCAUUGCACACCAGCACUUUUACACAGCUUAUGGUAUCCCAGCUUUUACACCAGUGGGGAGAAGAGGGUUUCCUGGCUCACACAGAGAGGGUUAUUCAUUUCUAUAGGAACCAGAGGGAUGCAGCACUGGCAGCCGCAGACAAGUGGUUAAGUGGUUUGGCAGAAUGGCAUGUUCCUACUGCUGGAAUGUUUCUGUGGAUUAAAGUUAAGGGCAUUUCUGACGUAAAAGAACUGAUUGAAGAAAAAGCCAUUAAGAAAGAGGUCUUGCUGGUUCCAGGAAAUGGUUUCUACAUUAACAGCUCUGCUCCCAGCCCUUACUUGAGAGCUUGCUUCUCCAUAGUUUCUCCAGAACAGAUGGAUGUGGCCUUCCAGAGAUUAGCUGAACUUAUAAAAGAAUCUUUGUGAAGAACUCAAACUAAUCAUAAUACUCAUAGAAUUUUUUUCAAAUGAAUUAUUUCUAUUUAGCUGGAAGAAAUCAUCAUGCAUGUUAGCCUUACAGGUGGAUUUCAUCAAGCAUAUCAUAUCUGUAAUUUAACUAGACAACUUUUAAAGUACUUUUGUAUAUCAGAUUGCCAAAAUAUAUUUAUAAUCUACUUGUGCCUUUUGAUAAAUUUUCAAGCUGCAAAAACUAUUUUAUCUUGGAUUUUAUUGUAAAGAGCUCUAUAAUUGCCUUUGAAACUAACAUUUUACACAAAAUUAUUUUGGAAAAUUUAAGGAAAUAUUUAAGUUCAAGGUGGUAUAUAAUGUGUACCUUUUCUAUUUUCAGGAAAAUUUUAUAGAUCUUAUUGCAUAUGUUGUAAUUUGACCAUUAUAAAUGAUUUUUAGUAAGAUUCCCAUAAUAGCCAUUAUGUUAUACCACAGAAAUCCCUUUAAAAUAAAAUUCUGAAAAUAAACAUACUUAAAGAAUCAGAGCUAUUAAUAUUAAGCAAGGAGGGGAGAUCAUGGGCUUAGAAAAUUUUACUGCAUUGCAUUUUUGUAACACCACAUAAUUUAUUAAAGCAGUCUUAGCAGUUAAAUUCUAAACAAUGAAAUAUUGGGAUUUCCCUUUUUGAUGAUUUUCUUUCUCAUCUUUUAAAAUCUUUAUAUUCCCAUCUGAUUAUCAAAGUAAUAUAUGCUCAUCUUAAAUUUUCAGAUAGAUAAGAAAGCAAAAUAAAUCAAGUAAAAGUAUCCACUCUUUCACCCUGUGAUAACUGCCCUCAGCAUUUAACAUUCCACUUUUGAGAUGUUUUUCUGUGCAUGCACAUGGAAUAUCUAGAAUAGGAUCUCAUUGUCACAGUGUAUCAUAAAUGCCUUGACUUCACUUUCUAUCACUGUUUAAGAAAAUACCAGAGUAUUCCAACAACCAGUAACUGUACAAUUACAAGCCCCUUUGAGGAGUGGGAAAUUUAUGCCAUUAUUUUAUUCUAUUUUCCCCAAAGAAACCAUUUAUUUAAUGAGUAUGAAUUUCUUAAGUUCAGCUUUAGGAAUAUAAUGAUUCUUCCCAUCAUACCCACCCCCACUCCAACCCCCCCUCCUUCUCUCUUUCCCAUUUCCAGUCCCAUUCUCCAUUAAGAAAAAAAGAAAAAAAAAAAACUGUUCCUCAACAGUCAAGACAAGGGCUGUUCAAAUAAUUGUUUCUCAAAGUGUCAAUUUCACUUCUACAGUUUUCCUUUUAGGUGCUCUAUUAGUUAAUCACAGAUCGGGGAGAACAUAUGGUAUUUGUCCCUUUGGGACUGGCUUAUUUCACUAAGUAUAAUGUUUUCCAUAUUCAUGCAUUUUGUUGCAAAUGACUGGAUUUCAUUUUUUUUACCACUGUGUAGUAUUCCAUAGAGUACAUAUCCCAUAAUUUCUUUAUCCAGUCUUCAGUUGACAGGCAUUUAGGUUGAUUCCGUGUCUUAGCUAUUGUGAAUUGAACUGCAAUAAACAUGAGGGUGCAGAUAACUUUUUUAUUUGCUGAUUUCAUUUCCCUUGGGUAAAUUCCCAUAGUGGUUUUACCAGUUUACAUUCCUACCAACACUGGAUUAGGGUACCUUUUUCCCCACAUCCUCACCAGCAUUUGUUGUUUGUUGAUUUCUAUAUGAAAGCCAUUCUAGCUGAGGUGAGGUGAAACUUCAUUGUGGUUUUGAUUCGCAUUUACUGAUGGCUCAUGAUCCUGAGCAUUUUUUCAUGUGUCUGUUGGCCCUUUGGAUUUCCUCUUUUGAAAAAUGUCUGUUUAAGUCCUUGGCCCACUUCUUAAUUGGGUUGUUUGUUUUGUUGUUUUGGAGUUUCUUUUUUUUAAUAUUUUUAUUUAUUUAUUUGAGAGGUAGAGUUACAGACAGAGGGAGAGGCAGAGAGAAAGGUCUUCCUUCCAUUGGUUCACCCCCCAAAUGGCCGCAAUGGCUAGAGCUGUGCCAAUCUGAAGCCAGGAGCUAGGUGCUUCCUCCUGGUCUCCCAUGCGGGUGCAGGAGCCCAAGCACUUGGGCCAUCCUCUACUGCCUUCCCAGGCCACAGCAGAGAGCUGAACUGGAAGAGGAGCAGCCGGGACUAGAGCCCGGCACCCAUUUGGGAUGCCAGCACCACAGGCAGAGGAUUAACCAAGUGAGCCACUCACCAGCCCCUAUCAGCCUAUUUUGAUUAUAACUGCCUUGUAGUAUGUCUUGAAAUCUGGUAUUGUGAUGCCUCCAGCUUUGUUUUUGUUGUAUAGUAUUGCUUUAGUUAUUCGAGAUCUCCUGUGUUUCCAAGUGAAUUUCAGCAUUAUUUUUUCAUCUGAGAAGAAUGUCUGGUAUUUUGAUUGGUAUCACAUUAAAUCUGUAAAUUGCUUUUGG